Messenger RNA from Pyrus x bretschneideri (Chinese white pear), 713 nucleotides. RefSeq names its product cyclin-dependent protein kinase inhibitor SMR6. The record is from RefSeq and is a predicted model, not a curated record. The transcript has a single exon. NCBI's taxonomy places the organism in Eukaryota, Viridiplantae, Streptophyta, Magnoliopsida, Rosales, Rosaceae. The coding region runs from base 155 to 487 and encodes 110 amino acids. Gene Ontology annotation, biological process: regulation of DNA endoreduplication.
UUCUCUCAGCUUGUUCUCUUGGUUUGUUCCGAUUCCCAGAUCAAAACCCAUCUUUUUUUUACUUGAUUUGUUCUGAUUCUCGCAUCAAAAUCCCACCUUUUUUGCUCUGUUUUGGCUGGAUUUCCGCGAGGAAAACAGCUUCAGAAACUGAGACAUGGGUUUUUCGAAGAAGUCCCAGGUCGCGGACGGAGGCAUGGAAUCCGAAGGGAAGAAGUGGGUAAUCGCCGGAAUCUCAGUCCGGACUUGCUUAAAGCCAGUGAACACGAAACCGGCGAGGGGGAAAGAGAGCGACGACGGAGAAGAAGAGGAGGCGUAUUCGACAACCCCAACAACGAAAGAAACAAGAAUACCGGAGAUAUUUUCGUGCCCGCCGGCGCCGAGAAAGAGCCGGCCUCCUUCCAGAUGCAACUUCAAUGGCGUGAAGGAGUUUUUUACUCCGCCGGAUUUGGAAACGGUGUUCAAGCUCCAUGUUGAGAAAGCAAACUGAGUUCAAUAUUUAGGCUGCCAAGAGCAAAGAAUUAGAGCAGAGAUUAGGAGUUUUUGCUGUGGUUUUACUUUUAUUUAUUUGUCUUAGUGAAUAGUGGGCUGUUGGUCUGUCUCUCUAAAUCCUGGCGCCGCUCAGCAGAGCAAAAGCACCUGUGUUGUACAAAGAUGAAAUCUUUUAUGUAAUGGUUAUUUUCCAGAUUAGUUUUUAGGUCAAGUUUUUAUUCCCA